Molecule: messenger RNA, 5362 nt
Organism: Cinara cedri
Lineage: Eukaryota; Metazoa; Arthropoda; Insecta; Hemiptera; Aphididae
Source: the annotation of a GenBank genome assembly
AUGGCAACUGGUGUUAUGCGAUUGAAACUUAAUUCAAUUUUUCCUGGAACUACAAACUUCCUGGUAGUUGGCAUUAUUAUUGCAAAACUUAAUCCUAAAGUAAUAAUAUCCAAAAAAGGUAAAUUAAUUAGAUGUCUUAUUUCCUGAAAUUUCUAGUAAUAUUAUCUAUUAAAUACAAAAUAUAAAUGCUCUACUAAUCAUAAUUUAUGAAAAAUAAUUAAAAGAUAGUUACCUAUUUUUUUUUUCAUAUUAUAAAUAGAUAAUAAAGAAACAUCUGUUUUUUCGUUUACUAUUCGCGAUUCUCCAGAAGAUGUGGUUAAUGUCAGUGUAUGGGGAUCUUAUGAUUUUACUAAACAAUUAUAUAGUAAUUUCAAAGUCGGAAAUACUGGUAAAUUUAAAAAAAAAAAAUAUUGUUUUUGAUACACAAUUUUUUAAACAAUACAAUUUUUUUUUCUAGUUGAUUUGAUAAAUCCAACUAUUAAAUUUAAACCUGAGAUAGAAGAAAGAUACAUGCCAAAAAGUUCUAGGUAUAUUUGUCAAAAUAUUAAAAUCUAUAUUUUGAACUUACAUAUGUUAUUAGUUAAGCCCAUAACUUGAGAAUUUAAAAAUGUACAAAAUUUAAAAAAAUAACUGAAAAUUUUUUAUUUUCCUGUAAAAAUUAUUCAAAUAACUUAGUAGUUUUUAUUAUAUCGUAAUAAAAUAAUAUUUAUAGUCAUUUAUAGUCUGAGCAGAGUUCCAUUGUACAUGUUUUAAUAGGCUAUUAUAUUUACAAUUUGAUAAUAAUACAUUUCCUACAUUUUCCUGUUUUUCCUACAUAUUUCUUAUUUAUUAUGAAAACCCCUGGUAAAAUAAAAAAAUGACCUCUUUAAAAUACCACCCCAUUAAGAUUUACUUUCAGAAAAAGUGCUAUAAUUGUAAAUCUAAGCAUUUCUAUCAAGUCUAAAUAUUUUAUCCACAUAUAAACUUUGCCUUAUCUAGAAAAAGUAAAUACAAGUUUUUGUCAAAUUUCAAAUCUCUACAGGUAUUUUUAACCGAAUCACAAUAAAAAAACAAAAUUGAAUAUAAUAUGUCUUGUACAUUUUUCCGGUUUUUCCCAAUAAAAAAAACUAACUACUUAAAAAAAUCUAUAAAUUACCUGUUCAUUGCACUUAAAAAUCAGAUCAAAAUUUCUAAUAGAAAAGUAGUUCACAGAUUAAAAAAUAAAUAAACAUCAUUGUAAAACAAAUUACAUUACAAUUAAAAAUACAUUCUUAGAAUCCAAAAUAGUACACAAUUUCUUAAAUAUUGCAAAAUAAAAUUUUACAAUUAUCUUCUACAUACCAAAAAAUACAUUUCUAUGUAUAAGUAUAUGAAUAAUGUAUUAAAGUGAAAGAAGAAAAUUAAAAUGCAUUAAGUUCUGGGCCUUAGCUUAUUGCUUAUUUAAAAUUUAAACUAUUUAAUUAUUUAGCUCAUUUUUUUUAACAUUAAAUGAAAAUACAUCUCAAAUGUUAAUUCAUGAUGCUGAAGAUUCAAUAAACUAUAAACAUCUUCUUAGAAUUCCUACUUGUCCACAAAAUAUGUAUUUAAAAAUUGAAGAUAUCCAUUCUAGUGGAAAAGAGAUGUGUGGAAAAUUCUGUAGUUUAUUGGUCAUAGUUAGAUGUGUAAGUAAUAAAAUGUAUUAUUAAGAAUACAAUAAGUUAUUUUUUCCCCAGAAUUAUAUGUAGAACUCCUAUUUUAAAUAUGAUGUUGUCAUGUAUUUACAUACUUACUUAAAUUUAAUAUUCUUUAUUUUUCUAAAAAAAAACAAAAACGUAUAUGUUUAUAUGCUAUAAAUACAUAGAGAAUAUGAUAUAGCCAAUAAAAUAAAUGUUUUUCUAUUAGAUUCCACAUUCUAUAAUUACUUAUCGAUUAAAAUAUUAAAUUAUUUAGGUAAAGUCUACACAGUUGAUCAAAACCAAAUUUGGUAAGGAAACUUUUUUAAAAGAAAUCAUUGUGUUAGACAAAACACACCCAACACUUUUUAUUAAAAUUUGGAAUAAUGAAUUAAUAGAAAGAGCUACUCACUGGAUACCAAGAAAAACAGGUAACUGAAUAAAAAUAUUAUAGUAGGAUUAUAUUAUUGUUAUUAUUCAUCAAUUGAUAUUUAUUAUUUUUUUUUGAUAGAAUAUAAUUUAGUAUACCUAUUACCAUAUUAAGUUUGGAUAGUUCAUCAAUUAUAGUUAUUAUCUUUUUUUACUUUAAUUAAUUGAUAACUUAACUUUAAUAAAGUCGGGAUAAUAAUUAGUUAAUUUCAAAAUUGUAAAGCAAAUAAAAUUAAUUGGUAUUAUUUUUAUAUUUUAUUUUAUAGUUUUGAGCAUCUCAGAUUUAUACUUGAAAUGGGAUAUUUUUAAAAAAAACAUGACUGCUGCAAUUUCAAAUAGAACAAUUAUAACUGAGGAUCCUUCUACUAAUGAAGCUAAUGAUUUGAAAAAUUAUGCAAUCACACACUUAAUUGGGUUAUCUGAUAAAUUUACCAUUAAUAUUCCAGAUUGUAAUUAUACCUUAGUAAAUUUAUUUGUGUUACACAAUAUUAAUAUUUCUUAACAUAAAAUAUUAUUCAUUCAGAAUAUCAAUAGGUGUUGUUAAGUUCAUUUUUAAUAUAAUAUGAAAUCAAAAUUUUCCUUUUCAGUUUUAAAGGCCAAACAAUAAUUAAUUAAAUGUUACUUACAGGGUAAUCUAAAAAUAGGAUGUAUAAUGAAUGAUAAAGUGUAAAACCCCAAAUUCCUAAAUAAAACAUUUAGGAUUUUGGUUACUUAUAUACAGUACUGGGCAAUACAUAAUCUGAUUAAAGAUUACGAUUAACAUUUUUAGUUGUUAAUCAUAAUAUAAAUGAAUGUAAUCAAUAAUCACAAUUCAAAGGUUUUCCAAUUAAAUAGUAGUGAAAAUAUCCCGUCCCCAAAAAAACAUCGCUAUUUAGAGUUGUCCAUUAGAGGUUUCACUGUAAUACAUAUAGACAUUUUAUUCAUUAUACAGUUAUACACUUAUUCAUCUAAAUACUUCUUAUUUCCUACAGUUAUUUAUAUUUAUACAGGGCCAAAGGGAAAACUGUAAAGGUAUUGGAGAUGCCAUAAAUAUAUGGGACAUCAAAUUUUAGAUGGUUAUCAAGUUAGACAGUACACAUAUAAUGAUUACCCUAAAAGGCUAAUGAUAGUUAACACAGUAUUAUAUGUACAUUGUACAAUUGUAUAAUGUAUAUAGUUGUAGUUAUAGAUGAAUUUGGCAAUAAUGAUUAAUGAUUACUUUGAAAAAUGAUUAAAUGAUUAAUAAGUAAUGUAAUUUAAUAAAUUAAUCAUAAUUUAAUUCACGUCCAACACUGUUUAUAUACAUACAUAUAUUAAAAUAAAAGUUAAAAGAAUAGGCAGACCAGAAAGCAACCCAGAUACAGAAUACUAUAUUGGAUGAUUAAUUUAUCUUUAUCUAUUAUUAUCACACAAAUUAUUAUUUAAAUAUAGUUUAAACCUUUUCAUAUUGAUUGAAAACCAAAAUCAUAUUUACUUCAAAUAUUUCAAGAAAAUUUCUGGAUUAUGAUAAAUUUUCACCUGUAUAAUAUGUUUUAAAAUGUAUAUUAAAUAGUAUAUGUAUAAAUUACUAACACAAUAUUUCCAGACCAACUUAUUUUAAAUAUAAUAUUUUUAUUUUUUGAUUAGUAUCAACUAUAACAGAAAUAAUGACUUGUAAACGUAUAUUGAUAAACUCAAAUGAAAGAAAUGUACAAUUUUCAACAGUUUUAUAUGCGAUUGUGAGCAAAUUUAAUAUUGAUGGCUCAUCGCCAUUGUUUUUAAAUAAAUGGUAAUUCAUUUUAAAAUUUAUUAAAAUAAUAUAUAUUUAAAAUAUUUUCUUUUAUGUUCCCUUUCACAUAAAAAUAAUAUUAUUCUUUAUGAUGACUUUCAUUUUUCCUUAACUUCUUCUGAAUCAUUCAGUCAUACUAUCCAUUGGUUUCUUUUUCAUAUAGUUGCAUUAUUUGUUUUGUGUUUGUACUAUGUGAUGGGGUGAUUAGGAUGGGGAUUUUUGUGUAAAUACUUAAUUUUAUUGGACUCAGAUUUUUUUAGUUUUGAUUAAAAAUAACUAGUUUUAACACAUCAAAUAUUAUAAUACUUUUUUAUUUUACAUAUUUCAAAUAUUCUGAUGUAAAUAUAUAUUUUUAAAUAUUUUACUAAUAAGUACAUAUUUUGUAUAUUCAUGUAUAUAGAGUAGAGGUACCUGUUAAAUUUAACAGAAGUAUUGACAAUAACAUUAACUUUAUUUUGGAAAUUGUGCCAUACAUAAUAAUACAAAAUUAAUUAAAUUACCUUCAUAAUAAAAAUGCUGGUUUAUGAAACAUAAAAGCUAUUAAAAAUAUUGUUUGAAUAAAAAUGAAAACAAAUUGAUGGAAAUUUAAUUAAUACCAUCUGAUAUAUCAAGUAUGAAACAUGUCCUAUAGAGGACAAAUUAGCACUUCAGAUAAUAAUCAUUUUUGAAACCUAGUUCAUUUAAAUUUCAAAAUCUCCAAGUGCAAAUUGUUUCCAAGAGUACAACAAUGAAGAUGAAUAAAUAAAAUAAAAUAAACAGUUCAUAUAAUAAACCUAUGUCUUUAGUAAAUUAAUUUAAAUUACAAAUUUGUAUAUUAAAUAUUUCAAAUUUUUUAUUACACGUUUUGGAAAAAAUAACAAUAUAAAUAUUUAUAUAUUUCGACUUUUGUAUUGUAUACAAAUCCAUGCUUUAGUGAUAAUAAUUGCCAAGAUAAAUAUUUUUCUUAAAUAAAUAAUUAUAUGUUGAUUUGCAGUAACAUAUGCGGUACAGAUGUUGAAAAUGCAUACUUAAUGUGUCUCAAUCCAGAAUGUACUACACAUUUUAAUAUAGCAAAUGGAUCAGAUGAAUUAGAAAGUAUAUUAAAUAUUAAACUAUCAUUAACUGAUAUUUCUGGUACUUUAGACAAUUGUAUAUUGCAUCAUAAAGCUGCCACAAAAAUAUUGUGUAAAGUAAGUUGUCAAGAACUAGAAAUGUACAAAUUUGUUUUACAUUAUUUAAUGGUAUUACUUUUAAAAACUAUUCAAUACUUGAAUAUUAUAAUGUUAUUUUUAGUUGUUGAUUAUAAAUAUGUCAAUUCAAUUUAAUGUCAUGUAUACUUGCAAAAUUGUUUCAAAAUUAAAAUAAAUCAUUAUAUUAUGUUAACUAGGUAACUAAUUUUCAAAAUAUGAGUUUGAAACAAAGAACAGAACUAAAAUGGAAAUAUUUAUUUGUAAAUUGUAAAAUUAAAUUAAUAUCUACUAAAUCUACUCCUGGUGAAAAGAUAACAUUUAUUAUUGUAGAUAUUUGUAAUGAAGGACCAAUACAUACUUUUAUAUCACAAAUACCAAUUUAUUAA